AUGGGAUAUGCCAGUGGAAAUUGUACCCAUAAUCAAGGAUCACUAGGCUCGAUCCCAAGAUCCCUGAAAAGGAAUCUGGAAAAACUAGAGGCUGAAGUAGCUCAAGGACCUCAUGCAGAAGAGUGUGAUCCUAUACGACGGCCGCAACAUAGUAAGAAAAGUGAUGGACUCCUAAGGAGGCUUUUUUUUUUACCAACCUCCUCCUCCUCCUCCUCCUCCUCCUCCUCCUCCUCCUCCUCCUCCUCCUCCUCCUCCUCCUCCUCCUCGAAUCCCAAGGAAAAGAAUCGACCUUCAAUCCCAUCACCACAGCUCAUUCCUAAUUAA
Molecule: messenger RNA, 324 nt
Organism: Macrobrachium nipponense
Lineage: Eukaryota; Metazoa; Arthropoda; Malacostraca; Decapoda; Palaemonidae
Product: transmembrane protein 40-like
Exons: 2
Coding region: 1-324 (107 amino acids)
Source: RefSeq, a predicted model, not a curated record